UAGUUUUUGUGGUGGUGAAUUCAUUAAGCUGUGCAUUUGCUCCUCCAGUCCAAACCACAACCAGCACGUUAUUAUACACGUGUGGUUGUAAAACCUGAAUGUGUGAUUAUGUGUUUUGACCUAUUAGAAAUGACCAGAUAAUAUUGAUGCAAACGUUGUGUCUGGUCUUGUUCAGCAAGUGGCUGCUGCUAACGUGCGGCCCUUCAUUUCAGCAGCAUAGAGUGGCCACUUGAAGAUGGCUCAUUGUGGCGGGUUUUUCAUAGGUGUGUUGUUUUUAUGCUGAGCGGUAGCCUGGCUCUUUGAAAACCACCUCCCCGCUUGUUUACGGCAAUUCUAUCCCCAUCCGCCUAAUGAUUUGGCUGUUUUGACUACGCUCUUUGGUCUGUCCUCUUCAAAGCAGCAUUAAAGCCUCACUGUUUUUCCAUCGCUACCCUUUUCAUGUUAUUCACAUGCAGCAGUUUGUUGUAUCCACACACUCUCUCUCUCUCUCUUUUCUCCCAGGAACAGUGCAUUAUGACAGAAAGCAUUAUGAGUAAAGCUGCCACAAUGGAGAUUCCUAUCAACAGUAACGGGGACACAGGGACACUAACAGAAGACGACAGCCUUGAACAGGCUGCAAAUCUGCAGUGGAGCUUAGAUGAGAAAGUAGGGAGCUCCAGAGACACCAGGGACCUGCAGCAGGUGAUGGUGUCGGGUCCCAACCUGAACGAGACGAGCAUCGUGUCAGGAGGGUAUGGAGGAACAGCAGAGGGUAUCAUCCCCACCAGCUCCAUCAAAGGGCCAGCUGUGCACUACAAUGCAGAGUUUAACAAAAGGAUCCCAGUUACAGGAUUCGGCUCCAACAUGCACCACAGCAGCAGCAGCUCGUCGAUGACAGCGGAAGAAAUGACCCGUGGCGUGGCUGUGGAAAAACUAGAAACUGUGAAGAAGUGGGGUUACAACACAUACAAGUGCACAAAGCAGAUGAUCUCGGAGCGUUUUGGUCGGGGUUCCCGGACUGUGGACCUGGAGCUUGAGGCCCAGAUCGAGGUGCUGAGAGACACUAAAAGGAAAUAUGAGAAUAUGCUGCGAUUGGCCAGAGCCCUGACCAACCACUUCUACAACAUGGUGCAGACGCAGCACGCGCUGGGCGACACGUUCGCUGACCUCAGCCAGAAAUCUCCAGAGCUACGAGAUGAGUUUGGCUACAAUGCAGAGACUCAGAAGUUGCUGUGUAAGAAUGGGGAGACUCUACUUGGUGCCGUUAAUUUCUUCGUGUCAAGCAUCAACACACUAGUCAACAAGACCAUGGAGGACACCCUGAUGACGAUCAAGAUGUAUGAAAAUGCCAGACUGGAGUUUGAUGCCUACCGGUCAGACCUGGAGGAGCUGAGUCUGGGUCCGAGGGACGCUGUAGCUAUGGCUCGUAUAGACGCUGCUCAGCAGCAGUACCACGUGCACAAGGAAAAGUACGAACGCCUCCGCUCAGACGUCACCAUUAAACUCAAGUUCCUGGAGGAGAAUAAGGUGAAGGUGAUGCAUAAGCAGCUGCUGCUCUUUCAUAACGCCAUCUCCGCGUACUUCGCUGGCAACCAGCAGCAGCUGGAGCAAACGCUGAAGCAGUUCAACAUUAAGUUGAGGCCCCCAGGGGCCGACAAGCCCUCCUGGUUAGAGGAGCAAUGAGAGCGCCCCCUGCUGGACCUCCUACAGCCUCCAACUUGACCACCUCCACCUGUUAACCUGUUGAAACCCCCAACUUACAGAGGACCACUACAGAGAGAGACAUGCAGAUAACCGGGUGGAUGGAGAGUGAAGAGGGGUGUGUGCCUGGAUGACUGGACUGAUGAAUUACAGGGUAUUAUUGGUGAAUGGUCCUAAAACAGCAGGAAAUAGCUCGGCCAGUUUCAUAAACAGUCAGGGGGCUUUUAGUGCCUCUCUUCCCAACUUCCUUGUCUCACUUUAACCUUCUCCUUGUGCUUUGUUCCCAGAGACACUGUUCAUCUCUUCCUCCCUCUCUUACCCACUUACCCUAACCCCCUCCUAUCUACACUACUUUGCUGUGUACGCUUGUGUUAGUCAUUUUUAUGGCUAUUAUUGACCUCCUCAAGUGCUGAGUUAAAAUUCAACCCCACCCCACGCACCGCAGAAUCAGAGACAGACGAGUCGAGGAAAAACAGCUCAAAUCAUCCAACGCAAACGCAUCAACACUCUUCCAAACCGUCAUCACUCUCCUCGUGUGCCUCCUUGAAUAUGAGCUUAAGUUCAGAAACAAAUCGACGUACACAUGAAGGGGAUUUCUGUGGUACACUGGAAAAGAAAUGUGCAAAUAUUCUAACCAAGUGAUUUUUCACUUUUGAAAUAGUAUCUGAUUAUUUGUAGCCUAAAAAGAAAAACUGUUAAGUUUAGUAUUUGUUAAAUUUCAUCUCUUUAUUUUCGAAUCAUUUCCGUUAUUGAGAGCCGUGUGUUUUAUUGGUCAGAGUGCAGGACAGUAUAAUGUUAGAGCAGUGUGUGCUGGUGUUUAGACUGCGAGUGCUGCAGUGUUUAGUCUCUAAUUAUGAGAAAUAUUACACAUUUUAACCUGAAAAUAAUUCAACUCAUUCUGUAUGUGCAAUGAUGCAGGUCUUCAAUAAUUGUAUUUAAUUUGACAUGAGAGACGUGUGGUCAUGACUGAGGAGACACGAUGGGUCUUACGUUUCUGUCUAGGUCCAAUGAUGUUUAAUGGAGUCACUUCAUUAUUGAAUUGUUUAAAAGGACGGCGGUACAUUUUCUUUGGUUUUACAUUGACACAUAAUUUCCUUUAUGUGUUUUGUUUUUUUAAGUUUGUCUUUUUUCCGUUAACGAGAUCUUAUGUUAAUAUUUAGGCUAGAGUCCGACUGAUGUGGAUUUUUAGGGGCAAAUGUAAAUGUUAGGAGGUCAAACAUUUUGAAAACUGAUAUAUUGAUUGGCCCUAUAUAUAAAUAUAUAUAUAUGUUAACAAUACUUAGCAACGAUUUCUAAGAUAUUGAUAUUAAAGCCCCUUUUCCACUGUUACACUCACUAACAUGUGGAUUUUGUUUUUUACUCCCGGGUUAAUUACUUUAAUUUUUGCGUAAAAUAUAAUCAGACAUGUACGUCUUUUCACCAUUGCUAAUUCUGAAAAAUAAGUUUUCACAUUGGCAACAAAGAAAUGCUCACAUUAGCUGAUUUUUAUAGACCAUCCCCUUGAGCUCUAAUCUAGAAUCAUAUCUUUAAGAAUAUAUGUUUGUUUUCCUUUUCUUCACACUUCUUCAGAUUACUGUAGCUCCACAAUCCACUGACGCUAACAUUUCAACAGAAACUCUGACUAGAUAGUGAUUGUCAAACUAAUGAUUCUUCAUUUCUUUUAUCUCCUGUGACUAAAACAAUGCUGAAGUAUAAUAAUAGUAAACAAUCAUGAAUUGUUGAGAGUUUAGAGAAGGUAUUGCGGCGUAAUAGAGAAUGUUUAUGCGUCACUGUAUUUAUUAUGUUCAUCAUAUAUGUUAAUCUUUUAAAAUCUAACACACUGGAACUUCUUGUUUGUGCAAAUUACUUUUACGUUUAUGAUUUAAUGAAGUUCAAAGCGAUACAAAGAAUAUCCAAACUGUAAUUAAUCUACUCGAGACGAGAAAAUAAAUUCUGAGUUGAUGGAAUUGAGUUUCGUGGUGUCAGACCUCGGUGAAGUCAAAUGAUGAUUAUUCAGUGCAAUGAAUGUUGUACCACUCUGUAUUUAGCACCAGUCCUCCAGCUCCUUGUCUCCUCUGUAUUUGCAUGGCAGACAGAUUCAUAGCGUCGGUGCAGAUAUGUGUGUGAGUGCACUGAUGCUCUGCUCUUUGCCGUCUGUGCGCCAGCUCGCAUGGACUGGCCUAACGCCACGCUUUAGGGGAAAGUUCUGCAGGGAAUUGGAUUGAAUUUCUUUUAAUGACAAACAAAUAUCACAGAUGGAGUGUAAGAUGUAUUCCUUUGCUUGUGUUUUCUGAAUUCUUUCGUGACAGUUUGUCCACUGGGUGUAUUUUAUUGUGGCGUUAAAAAAAAAAAAUAUCUCUGUAAGACACUUUUUGGCUAAAAUUGCAGUUUCCCAGCUCCUGGUCUGAUCGACCACCACACAGCAAUAUUUGACCCUUUGAAAAUUCCUCUCCCUAACACCGAAAUGAAGAUUUAUGAAAUGAGAUAUUUUAUUUGUGUACAAUCAAUAUUUUGUAGGUUGAGCUGGUAUAUUGUACUUGAUUGCACAUAAUGGUAUUUAAGGUGAUAAAUGAAGUUGUGUCAUGGAUUGAUGUAGUACUCUGCCUUCAUUCCUCACUCAGACCUGAACAGUCCCAACUCACCCCAAGGGAACAAAAAAUAAAAAUACACGUUUUCAAAUGA
Messenger RNA from Paralichthys olivaceus (Japanese flounder), 4341 nucleotides. Lineage: Eukaryota; Metazoa; Chordata; Actinopteri; Pleuronectiformes; Paralichthyidae. The record is from RefSeq and is a predicted model, not a curated record.